Molecule: messenger RNA, 696 nt
Organism: Protopolystoma xenopodis
Lineage: Eukaryota; Metazoa; Platyhelminthes; Monogenea; Polystomatidea; Polystomatidae
Source: the annotation of a GenBank genome assembly
AUGGUUAUCCAAGUACCCGUUAGGCCAUCUGGUCGUCUUCGCCUUGCGAUGUCUGAACAUGCAAUGCAGCAAGGUUAUUCUGGAGAUAAGUUUGAGCACUAUAUAGACACAUCUUUUGAAUUCUUCCGAACUUAUCUUUUUGAAUUUCUCUACAAUCUAUAUUCCACUACAUAUGGACACCAACAAAUCAUUUCUAUCGAAAAACUGUCUCAUGAAUCAUUAUCUCCCAGUUUUUCAUCAAUAAAUAAGGCUUUGAUUACUCAGAGCGUCAGGGAGACCUUGUGCAACGUACCUGGUCCCGUGUCAUCUGCCAUAGUAUUCGCAAAUGUCACUUCCGUUUCGGAACUACCAAAUAUUUCCAUGCUACUUCGAGCCCAGAUUCUGUCUUCGGGACAUGAAGAUAAGUCUACUCCUCGGCAACUUAUCCAGGAUCGUCUUAAUGAGGGUCGUCUUGGUGAUUACCUUCUUGUGAAUGGGAAUUCCAGCUCUAUCUAUAUAGACCCUGAUGUCUCACGCUACACUGACCCUAUUCCUGAAUACCUACUUAACUCGGAUACACAACGAAUGAUAGACUCCACUAUUAAUACCAUAAGUCCGCACGAACAAAAUCAAUUUAGUUGGAAUCAGUGUAGACAUAAAUUGUAUGCAUUUCAGGCAGAUCUGAUCCUCUGUUCUGCUUCUCUUUGUGGUCUAUGA